Molecule: messenger RNA, 3598 nt
Organism: Xiphias gladius (swordfish)
Lineage: Eukaryota; Metazoa; Chordata; Actinopteri; Istiophoriformes; Xiphiidae
Gene: sema4bb
Product: sema domain, immunoglobulin domain (Ig), transmembrane domain (TM) and short cytoplasmic domain, (semaphorin) 4Bb
Exons: 15
Coding region: 568-3084 (838 amino acids)
Biological process (GO): semaphorin-plexin signaling pathway; neural crest cell migration; axon guidance
Molecular function (GO): semaphorin receptor binding; chemorepellent activity
Source: RefSeq, a predicted model, not a curated record
AGCUCAAGUUUGGAGGGUUGAGAGCGGCCAGCCUCAGCGUUCAGUGGAGGAGGCUCGUCGUCCAACGCACGGGGUGACAUACCUCUCGGUCGCACUAGCGGACUCCCACGACCAAGCUUCAGGCCACUUUACGGAUUGAAAUAUUGCUUUGGUUGACUGUUCGACGGUUUUGGUUUCCAGCGACUGUGCAGACCUGAGCUGUGAUCCGGGGUUUUCUUUUUCUUUUUUUUUUGGCGCUGCAGCUCCGGGAUGAUCCAAAAUGACUUUUACUAAAUGGCCACUGGUCGGGGCUUAGCGCUGAUCCAUCGAAGAACACUAUGAGUGGAUGAAAACAAGCAGCCUUUAAUCCAGAAAGGAUUCCUCUUCUCUGUGAUAAGAGUCUACUAACCGUGUGUAAGGACCACUGGGAGUACAAGAAUCAAGUCAAGGACACGUUCACUCCCCCAUCAGCCUGAAGGAAGAUGAGAAUGAGAAAAUAAAGCUCUACAGUCGAGUAGCUUAAUGAGUACCAAGGAAUCUUAAAAACAAGCAUUUGUGCCUGUGUUUGUGUGAGAGGAUCCAGCAACCAUGUGGACAUCAGCUGUGACUAUCCACUGUCUUCUGGCUGCUGCACUGCUUUUGGCUAUUGGCUGCCUCCAAUCAGUGAUGGCCACUGACGAUGAUGUCACACCACGCAUCAGUUUCCUAUACAACGCAAAGGAGAGGUCAGCCAAGAGAUUCACUGUGGAUGGCGUCUUCAAUUACACCUCUUUGCUGCUCAGCCAGGAGGACGACAUGCUGUACGUCGGAGCCAGGGAGGCACUGUUUGCCCUCAGCCUCUCGGACAUCAGCAAGACCAAGCUGCAGAAGAACCUGACAUGGGGCACUCCUUCUGGAAAGAGAGAGGAGUGUAGCUUCAAAGGGAAGAACCUGAAGACUGAUUGCUUCAAUUACAUCAAAAUUCUUCUGCGGCUGAAUAGCACUCAUCUCUAUGUGUGUGGCACCUAUGCUUUCAGCCCUAUCUGCGCCUACAUAAACACGUCAACAUUCACACUGGAGAGAGAUGAAGUGGGCCAGGUCGUGAUGGAAGAUGGGCGCAGCCGCUGCCCCUUUAAUCCAGAGUACAAAUCCACUGCCAUCAUCGUUGACGGUGAAUUGUACACCGGCACCGUCAGCAACUUCCAAGGGAACGAACCAGUCAUUUACAAGAGUUUGGGCCAUGGAACUGCACUGAAGACAGAAAACUCUUUAAAAUGGCUGCAAGAUCCAGUCUUUGUUGGGUCGGCUUACAUCGAGGAGAGCCAACCAAUAGGCAACCCCGUGGGCGACGACGACAAGAUUUACUUCUUCUUUAGCGAGGCGGGAAAAGAAUUUGACUUCUUUGACAACACCAUUGUGUCGAGGAUUGCUCGCGUGUGCAAGGGUGAUAAGGGAGGCGAGCGGGUGCUGCAGAAGAAAUGGACCACAUUCCUGAAGGCCCAGCUCCUAUGUUCCCUCCCUGAUGACGGCUUCCCUUUCAACAUCAUUCAGGACAUGUUUGUCCUGAAGCCCAUGGGAGACAGCUGGGAGAGCACCGUCUUUUACGGUGUCUUCACCUCGCAGUGGUAUAAAGGAGCCUCAGGCAGCUCAGCUGUGUGUGCCUUCACCAUGGCUCAGGUGGAGAGAGCCUUCAGCGGGCGCUACAGAGAGGUCAACAGGGAGACCCAGCAGUGGUACACCUACAACCACCCAGUGCCAGAGCCACGGCCCGGGGCAUGCGUGACCAACCAUGCCAGGCAAAUGGGUAUCCAGUCGUCCUUGCACAUGCCUGAUAAAGUGCUCAACUUUGUCAAGGACCAUUUCCUGAUGGACAGUGUGAUCCGCAGCGCUCCCCUGCUGCUGAAGCGCAGCGUGCGCUACACACAGAUCGCCGUGCACAAGAUCCAGGGCAUGGAGAGGGCUUACGAUGUGCUCUUCAUUGGAACAGAUGAUGGAAAGCUCCAUAAGGCCAUCAAUGCCAACGAUAAGAUGCACAUCAUAGAGGAGCUGAUUCUGUUUCCUGAGCCUCAGCCCGUGCAACACAUUGAACUCGAUCCUCAGAGGGGUCUGCUGUUUGUGUCGUCCUACUCUGGGCUGGUCGAGGUUCCUGUGGCCAACUGCUCCAACUACCUGAGCUGUGGAGAGUGUGUGCUGUCCAGAGACCCCUACUGCGCCUGGACCGGGAGGCUGUGUCGGGACGUAAGGAUGGCUCCGCCUGACAGCCACUGGCAGCAGGAUGUGGAGGAGGCCGAUACAUCAGCGAUUUGUAACAAGACCUUUCCCACCACCAGAUCCACCAGACCAGCAGCUUCUCGUGGCUCCCAUUGCCAGUUCAUUACAAUCCCAGCCAACACGUUCAGAGUCCUGCCCUGCAAGCUGCGGUCCAACCUGGCACACAGGAGAUGGCGUUACAGUGACAGCGCCAGCCAGUUCCUCUACGCUACUCCCGAGGGAAACCUGGUCGUGGUGGCUCAGCCUGACAGAAUGGAGACCUACGAGUGCUGGUCAGAGGAGGAGGGUUUCCGCCAGCUGUUGGCCAACUACUGCGUGAGAGCGGAGCCCCACCAGGAGAGCACCACUAUGAUCGGUCACUCGCGCACACCACACAUUAAGCGAGAGGAGACCAUCAUCCUGCCCGGCGAGUCUCGCUCUGAGCAAGUCCACACGAAGACGUAUUGGAACGAACUGAUUGUGGUGUGCGCCCUGCUGGCGUUCUCCCUCGUGGUGUUCUCCUUGUUCGUAAUCUACAGGAACCGCGAUCAUAUGAAGUCCAUGCUGAAGCAGGGCGAGUGUCCUAACAUGCAGCAGAAGAAGCCGAGGAUAGUGGGAAAGCCAGCGGAGAGCUUACCCCUCAACGGCAACACCAUCCCUGUUUCCACUUCAGAUCACAAGGGCUACCAGACGUUAAAUGACAACUACAUCUGCAGCACACCCACGCACGAGUCCUCGCCAGACAACAGCAAGAGCUUCUCCGAGUCUUCCGACAGGCGGCCACUUAACCUGAAGGAGAGCCACGUGGAAUACUCCCCAACCUGCCCUCGGCCCAGAGUGAGGCUAGGCUCGGAGAUCAAAGACUCUAUUGUAUGAGGGCACAGUAUACGCUAAAAGAUGCCACCCUGUAUCUCCAUGAAAUCAUACAGGCCACUGAGCAAAGGAGAGGAGAUGCUGACAUCCUCCUAAAUCACAGCGCAUCUGUUAUUUUAGUCAUCUCUCUUCUGUGAUCAUGUGCGGAGGUCAUUUCAUUUAACCAUUUCCACUCCAAAGCCUGAGGUUGGUCCGGUGUGCUGCAUGGGGCUGGUAGAGGAAGCAGCACAAUAAUCUGGUUUCAACCAGGAUCACGAACCAUGGCAGCUGCUAAGAAUAGUCAUAAUAACACAGUCUUUAAGUCAUUGAGUCAUUCUCAUGGCCACUAACAACGUACGUGUGUGAGUAUAGGGCUGGGCAAUAUGGGGGAAGAAAAAAUAAAACAAUAAACAGAAGACCUUCCUCCUGUGUCAAUAUUCAUCACAGUAUCUCUUAAAUUAUGCAAGAUCCAACAUUAAAUUGUCUAGUUGAUGUUCUUUACAUGACAUAAUAAAAACAAUAGACAAUAAAUUAUAAA